Molecule: messenger RNA, 1637 nt
Organism: Benincasa hispida (wax gourd)
Lineage: Eukaryota; Viridiplantae; Streptophyta; Magnoliopsida; Cucurbitales; Cucurbitaceae
Product: cysteine-rich receptor-like protein kinase 10
Biological process (GO): protein phosphorylation; defense response to bacterium
Cellular component (GO): plasma membrane
Molecular function (GO): protein serine/threonine kinase activity; ATP binding
Source: RefSeq, a predicted model, not a curated record
AUGCAAAGUAUAAGAUUGGUGAAUAUGCAAAGUUUUGUGGUGUUUGUAUUUUUGCUCCCUAGUUUCUCCAUCCAUAGCCAUGGAAUUAGCUCCCACGAAUCCUUCCCAAGUCCCUACCGUUUAUCCUCAACCUUCUCCACCUUCCACUUCCGGAGUCGUCGUCGUCCCUGCGGUUGAAGUUCCACCUCCUCGACCUCCUCCACCUCCUCUACCUUCUCCACCUCCUCGACCUCCUCGACCUCCUCCACCUCCUCCACCUCCUCCGCCACUUCCUCCACCCCAAUCUCUGCCGGAUUUGAACACUUCUCUCUCGCCUCAUCCUUCACCACUUUCAGAGGAAAGCAGAUCCUCAUCGGUGUCGACGGUGGUCAUUAUGACUUCAAUUACAAUAACUGCCUUCAUACUUCUACUUGUUGCGGGAUGUUGUUUCCUGCGACGAAGAGCAAAGAAGGAAUAUACUACUGCAAAGCAAGAUACUGAUGCUAGUGAGUUGACCACUAUGGAAUCUCUACAAUAUCAUUUCAAUACAAUCGAUGCCGCUACUAACAAUUUCUCAGCCCACAACAAAUUGGGUGAAGGAGGAUUUGGCGUAGUCUACAAGGGCAGGCUUAAUAAUGGACAAGAGAUAGCAGUAAAAAGAUUAUCAAGAACAUCUUUGCAAGGUUCUGAAGAGUUCAAGAAUGAAGUCAUGGUUGUUGCUAAACUUCAACAUAGAAAUCUAGUAAGGCUAUUGGGAUUUUGCUUGGAGGGUGAAGAAAAGAUACUCGUCUAUGAAUACAUUCCCAACAAAAGCCUUGACUAUUUCCUCUUUGACUUCAAGAGGCAAAGAGAAUUGAAUUGGUUGAGCCGAUAUAAGAUCAUUAAUGGCAUUGCACGUGGAAUUUUAUAUCUACAUGAAGAUUCUCGACUUAGAAUUAUUCAUCGUGAUCUUAAAGCUAGUAAUAUCUUGUUAGAUGAGAAUAUGUAUCCAAAAAUUUCAGAUUUUGGAAUGGCAAGAAUUAUUCAAGUGAAUCAAAAUCAAGUAAAUAGUACAAAUCGAAUUGUUGGUACCUAUGGUUACAUGUCUCCUGAAUAUGCAAUGCAUGGAAACUUCUCUACGAAAUCUGAUGUGUAUAGUUUUGGAGUCUUGAUCUUGGAGAUAAUAAGCGGCAAGAGAAACAGCAGGUUUUAUCUAACAAAGCUUGCUGAAGACAUCUUAACUUACGCUUGGAAACUAUGGAAGGACGAGAUGCCAUUAGAAUUAUUAGACGCAAGUCUAGAAGAUAGCUACUCAAAAAAUGAGGUGCUUAGAUGCAUUCAUAUCGCUUUAUUAUGCGUGCAAGAUGAUCCAAGUCGUAGACCUUCUAUGGCAUCUAUUGUUGUUAUGCUCAACAGUGACUGGGUUCCUUUGCCUUUGCCCGAAGAGCCAACAAUCUUCAUGCACAGUACAGACAAUGCAAUUGUAAUCAAUAGCGAUCAACUUGCCACCAACAUUUUCAUAUCAUCAACCAAUGAAAUAUCUAUAACUGAGUUGCAACCAAGGUGAAGAAAUUAUUGAACUCAUUCUUGUUCUGUAUCAUCCAUUUGGUUUUUAAAUAUUUUGUGCGCAUUGGUUCUCUCUUGGGAAAAUUCUAUUUUUAUGUAUUAUAUAUUUUUCA